Messenger RNA from Conger conger (European conger), 699 nucleotides. It is a transcript of the gene pdcb, whose product is annotated as phosducin b. The record is from RefSeq and is a predicted model, not a curated record. Gene Ontology annotation, biological process: regulation of G protein-coupled receptor signaling pathway. The transcript has 3 exons. Lineage: Eukaryota; Metazoa; Chordata; Actinopteri; Anguilliformes; Congridae. The coding region runs from base 1 to 699 and encodes 232 amino acids.
AUGGGAGAGGAGGAGCUGCCAACUACCCAGACAGGUCCCAAGGGGGUGAUCAAUGAUUGGAGGAAGUUUAAACUGGAGAGCGUGGACCAGGACUCCCUGCCCCCCAGCAAGCGAGAGCUACUCCGGCAGAUGUCCACGCAGAAGCCCAAGGAGGGAGGGCAGGACAGAGGACAUCGCAAGAUGAGCACACAGGAGUACGAGCUAAUCAAGGAGGAGGAUGAAAAACACCUGCGAAAAUACCGCAAGCAGUGCAUGCAGGAGAUGCGGGAGCGCCUGAGCUUCGGGCCCACGUUCGAGGGCGUACAGGAGCUGGAGAGCGGCGAGGCCUUCCUGGAGGUGAUUGAGAAGGAACACCAGCUGGCCACGGUGGUGGUGCACAUCUAUGAGGACAGGGUGAAGGGCUGCGAAGCGCUCAAUAGCUGCUUCACCUGCCUGGCAGCGGAGUACCCCUCCGUCAAGUUCUGCAAGAUCAAGGCCUCCAGCACGGGCGCAGCCGACAGGUUCUCGGACGAUGUCCUGCCCACCAUACUGGUGUACAAAUCCGGCGAGCUUCUGGGAAAUUUCCUGUGUGCCACCCAGCACCUGAAUGAAGAAAUCUUUGCGGUCGAUGUGGAGGCAUUCCUUAACGAGUAUGGCCUGCUACCACAGAAGGAUUUUAACCCUGCAGGCGCUGAGGAGGAGGAGGCUGAUGUGGAAUGA